This is a messenger RNA of Myxocyprinus asiaticus (Chinese sucker), 1443 nucleotides long. RefSeq names its product cysteine and histidine-rich domain-containing protein 1. The record is from RefSeq and is a predicted model, not a curated record. NCBI's taxonomy places the organism in Eukaryota, Metazoa, Chordata, Actinopteri, Cypriniformes, Catostomidae. The transcript has 11 exons. Bases 113 to 1135 code for a protein of 340 amino acids.
GGCCUCACGACGAGAAACAGGCAGCAACGAGUGAGCUAGUCAAUACUUCGGAUCAUUCCCGCACUACUUGGUCACGUUUUUAAAAUACCCGUUUGCAUUUUUGUCGAACAUCAUGUCUGUGCUCUGCUACAACAAGGGAUGUGGACAACGUUUUGAUCCGGAGAAGAAUUUAGAUGAUGCAUGCACAUACCACCCUGGAGUGCCAGUGUUUCAUGAUGCAUUGAAGGGUUGGUCUUGCUGCAAGAGACGAACAACCGACUUUUCAGAUUUCCUCAGUAUUGCUGGUUGCACGAAAGGCCCUCAUAAUCAAGAGAAGCCUGCUGAGCCUGUUAAACCAGAGGUGAAGUCCUCUCCGGAUAAGAGUGGGAACGAUCUGAAACCAAAGUUUGAUGAAUGCAUCACCCAAGCACCAAAACCUCUGGAAUCCAUCCAGCGACCAAGUCCAGAUGAGCCUUUCUCAACACUGCAACAGAAGAUCUCUCCUUCGCUGAAACAAGCUUUAGAGAAGCUAAAAUUAACUGAGGAUAGUGCACAGGAGAAAAAAGAAGAGGACAGUGAUGAAAUUAAGAUAGGGACAUCCUGUAAGAAUGGAGGCUGCAGCAAGACUUUCAUUGGACCAGCCAGUGAUGAUGAGACGUGUUUGUAUCACGCUGGUGUACCUAUUUUCCAUGAAGGGAUGAAAUAUUGGAGCUGCUGUAAGAGGAAAACCUCAGACUUCAACACAUUUCUAUCUCAGGAGGGCUGUACCCGAGGAAAGCAUCAGUGGAAGAAGAAAGAUACAGGAAAGAAGGUUGUACCAUGCAGGUUUGACUGGCACCAAACAGGAAGUCAGGUCAUCAUUUCCAUUUAUGCCAAAAAUUCAGUACCAGAGCUGAGCUCAGUGCAGGGGAACAGCACUGUGCUGAAAAUUCACAUUAUAUUUGAAGGAGAGAAAGAAUUCGAACAGCAGAUCAGUUUGUGGGGGGUAAUUGACAUCAGUAAAAGUUUGGUGAACAUGGUGGCUAACAAAAUUGAGGUUGUGCUGAAGAAGGCAGAACCAAUGUCAUGGGCCCGACUGGAUCUUCCUUCUGUAGCUCCUCCAAAGGAGAAAGAGAAGGAAAAAGAUAUUGACAGUGAGGAUGAGUAUGAUGAUUAAAUUGAGACUCUGAGGGGACCAUGCUGCAUUAUUGAAACAUUGUUUCCAUGCCUGAAAAUUAAUGGGAAUUGUUGACUUUGCUUAUAACAAAGAUGAAGCAUGAAUGUUAUGUAAAUUCUGAAAAUUAUUCAUGUUUGUCCAUAUUUUACUGACAAUUAUGAAAAAUGUAAAUGAUAGAAUUAUUGGGCAUGUGUAGAGCUUUAUAAGAAAACUCUCUCACAAAGUACCAACAGUUGUUCUGUUAAUAGGCUAUUUUGACUUCGACCAAACUGCUUUCACUGUCCUAGUAAAUGAAUCUUUUCACAUUU